GAGUGAAAUAAGGGGAUACUGGUCGGGAUACUGUACAUAAGCUGGGAUAAAUUUAAGUGAAUUGAUCGUAGGAAAUGAGCACAAAUAAGGGAAAUAACUCGAAAAAAGGCCAGAAGCAUCAAAACAAAAAAGCUUUCAAGAACAAUCUUCACGAUACUAGCAAAAAGACAAAGCAAAUCAAUAGUUUGAAAGUUGGCGGAGUUUGCUCAAGAUGUCGAGAGAUCAUAGAAUGGAGAAAGAAAUUUAAGAAAUACAAGCCUCUCACAGCGCCUAAGAAAUGUGUGAGAUGUGAGCAGAAGACAAUAAAACAUGCUUAUCACACAGUUUGUUCUAAAUGUGCACAACAAGCAGGGGUGUGCGAAAAAUGUGGGGAAGUGCGAGAGAUAACAGCAAAGUCUGAACCAACACCAGCAGAAAGAGCUUCAGAGGACAGUAUGUUGCAGCAAGAAAUAAAAUCUAUGACAGAAAGACAAAGACGGACAUUUUUUAGACACCACGAAGGAGAUAGAGGUGACCUAAGCCAAGUUGCUUGUGCUAGUAAUACAUCAGAUCUAUCUUCCAAUGAAGAUGAUGAUGCUGAAAUGUCAGAACCUGAUGAAUCAGUGGAUAAUGAGCUGCUAGGGCCUUGACGUUUGGUAAACAAGGCUUGAUACAUAGAACUGGAAAGGUCUACCUUGAAAUUCAGGAAGUAAUCCAGAACUUUGCAGCGACUAUAGGCCACUUUCAUAAAUGGCUGCCAGAUUAAUAUUCUUUUGUUUAAAUUUUAAUUUGCCCUUCUGGUAAAAUUCA
Messenger RNA from Stylophora pistillata, 789 nucleotides. RefSeq lists its product as uncharacterized. The record is from RefSeq and is a predicted model, not a curated record. Lineage: Eukaryota; Metazoa; Cnidaria; Anthozoa; Scleractinia; Pocilloporidae.